Messenger RNA from Charadrius vociferus (killdeer), 631 nucleotides. RefSeq names its product butyrophilin subfamily 3 member A2-like. The transcript is spliced from 3 exons. The record is from RefSeq and is a predicted model, not a curated record. Lineage: Eukaryota; Metazoa; Chordata; Aves; Charadriiformes; Charadriidae. The annotation marks the transcript as partial.
GAGAUCAGGUGGAUCCGGCACCAGAUCUCUGAAACGGUGCACCUCUAUCGAAAUGGAGAGGAUGUGUACGGGGCACAGAUGGAAGAGUACAUUGGAAGGACAGAGUUGGCCAGAGAUGGUCUCUCCAGUGGAAUCCUGGACUUGCGGAUCACUGGGGUGAGACCCUUUGAUGACGGCCAGUACGUCUGCACUGUGCGAGAUGCUGACUCCUAUGGAGAAGCUCUGGUGGAGCUGGAGGUGGCAGCCGUGGGCUCUGUCCCUCACCUCUCUCUGGAGGCUCACCAGGACGGAGGCAUCCGGGUGGAGUGUCGCUCGGCCGGCUGGUACCCGCAACCGGAGGUGCUGUGGAGAGGUGCCGUCGGGCAGCAUCUCCCCUCGCUCUCCCAGAGACGUUCCUCUGAUGAGAGGGGCCUGGUGGAGAUCCGAGAUGUCAUCGUUGUGGGCGCCAGCGGAGACGGGGACUUGUCCUGCGUGGUGAGGAACAGCCGCCUCGGCCAGGAGCAGGCGUCGUCCCUGCACAUCUCAGCUCCCUUUUUCCACAAUGCCCAUCACUGGAUGGCAGCUCUGGGUGUGUUCCUCACGCUUUCAGUCCUGUCAACGGCCCUCAGUGCUUAUCUGUGGAGAAAGAAAA